AUGCCAUUGCCUCUGGGGAAACGGGUGCUUUUUUCCAGUGUAGUGGUCAGUGGGAGCUGUGCCCUUACAUAUUACCUUAUACAAAAAGCUUUUUCCAGGGCUUCCUAUUACGAGCUGGUAUUGGAGCAGCUGCACAGCCACCCUGAGUCCCUGGAAGCUCUGUGCACUCCUCUCAACAUCCACUAUCUACACCUCACUGACAAGUACAACUUUGUGGAUAUUGCCAGUACCCAGUUGAAGAUUCCUGUCUCUGGAUUCAAGUCAGAGGGCCAUCUCUAUGUCAACUCAUCCAGAGAUGCCCCCUUUCAGAGAUGGCACCCUCAGGAUGUCUUCUUAAAUCUUAAGGAUGGUUAG
Puma concolor (puma) is the source of this 354-nucleotide messenger RNA. Lineage: Eukaryota; Metazoa; Chordata; Mammalia; Carnivora; Felidae. The record is from RefSeq and is a predicted model, not a curated record.